GGGGGCUGCUGGCAGCCCGAGUAUAGCGGAGUCGGUACUUCGGCGGGUCUCAGAGCUCCGCUGUGAGGAUACAGGGAAGGAAGCGGGCCAGGCCUGGUAGAAGAAAAGACCCACUGGGGAGAUGGCGGCCCUUAACCUGAAAGAAGUGAUGUAAUUUAUCACUGAAGACUGAAGUCGGGGUGAAGAGGGAGGCGGGCGAGCAUGGCCUGGCCACGAUUUCUGCAGAGGGGGUCUCUGCUCAGCGGCUUCAGCCAUCACCAUGUCGCCGUGUUCCUGCUCACUUUCUUCAGCUAUUCGUUGCUCCACGCGUCAAGAAAAACAUUCAGCAACGUCAAAGUCAGUAUUUCCAAGCAGUGGACCCCAAGUGCUUUUAACACAUCCGUUGACCUGCCUGCAGAGGUCUGGAGCAGCAACCAUUUGUUCCCCAGCACAGAGGAAGCCACUCUUUUCCUUGGAACACUAGAUACUGUUUUUUUGUUCUCCUAUGCUGUGGGCCUCUUCAUCAGCGGCGUCAUUGGGGACCGGCUGAAUUUGCGAUGGGUGCUGUCUUUUGGCAUGUGCUCUUCUGCAUUUGUGGAGUUUGUCUUCGGCACUCUUACGGAAUGGCUGCGCUUCUACAACAAGUGGCUGUACUGCGGCCUGUGGAUUGUGAACGGCCUGCUGCAGUCCACUGGCUGGCCCUGUGUGGUGGCUGUGAUGGGCAACUGGUUCGGGAAAGCUGGCCGAGGCGUUGUCUUUGGUCUCUGGAGUGCCUGUGCUUCAGUGGGCAAUAUUUUGGGAGCGUGCCUGGCUUCAUCUGUUCUGCAGUAUGGUUAUGAGUACGCCUUUCUGGUGACCGCGUCUGUGCAGUUUGCUGGCGGGAUUGUCAUCUUCUUUGGGCUACUAGUGUCACCAGAAGAAAUUGGUCUUCCAAGUAUUGAAGCGGAAGAAAACCCUGAAGAAGAUUCACACAGGCCUCUCAUUAACGGUGCUGAAAAUGAAGACGAGUACGAGCCCAAUUAUUCAAUCCAAGAGGAUGGGGCUGUCACCCAAGUGACGGCGAUAAGCUUUCACCAGGCUUGCUGCCUUCCUGGAGUCAUACCGUACUCACUGGCCUAUGCCUGCCUGAAACUGGUGAAUUACUCCUUCUUCUUCUGGCUGCCCUUUUAUCUGAGCAACAACUUUGGGUGGAAGGAAGCCGAAGCUGACAAGCUGUCCAUUUGGUACGACGUCGGAGGCAUUGUAGGUGGGACUCUGCAAGGCUUCAUCUCCGACGUGCUGCAGAAGAGAGCGCCUGUGCUAGCCCUCAGCCUGUUCCUGGCGGUGGGCUCCCUUGUUGGGUAUAGUCGCUCUCCAAACAAUAAGUCCAUCAAUGCACUUCUGAUGACCAUCACAGGGUUUUUUAUUGGCGGACCGUCCAAUAUGAUUAGCUCGGCUAUUUCUGCAGACCUGGGUCGCCAGGAACUGAUCCAAGGGAGCAGCGAGGCUCUGGCGACCGUCACGGGAAUCGUCGACGGAACUGGGAGCAUUGGUGCUGCUGUGGGCCAGUAUCUGGUGUCUCUGAUCCAGGACAACCUUGGAUGGAUGUGGGUUUUCUACUUUUUCAUUCUCAUGACAAGUUGUACAAUUCUGUUUAUCUCACCGUUAAUAGUGAGGGAAGUAUUCUCUCUUGUGCAAAGAAGACAAGCUCGUACACUGAGUGAAUGAUGGGUGCCCCUGAGAGAGAACGGACUCAUGAGGGCCUGUGGGUCCCAGUUCAGGUGUGUGGAGUUGUCAAGGUGCCGGUGGAAGCUCAGCUUGUCAGGCGUCACGCAACACUGCCAACCGCCCCAGACAUUGUCGAGUAAGGGCCGGAUUAUUUUUGUACACUACAGCAUUUAUUGGUGAUUUUUUUUUUUUUUUAGUUAUAUCGGUGAAUGUACUGAAAGGAGAAGGAGCUGCCAACAUUCCUGUUGGGCUUGUCGGUUUAUCCCAUUAACCUGCCGUGUUGUUUGGUCCUGGACCCUUGUUAUUUACUCUUAAUUCAGAGCUAAGGGAACAGGAGGCAGAGAUGGGCAAGUCUGUAUUGACGAGAAGACUGCUGUGUGGCCCUCUGAAAGCAAGAUGCAGAGAGUGGAUCACCAUGAAGGCGUCAGAGCAGAACUCAGGCCGGACGAAGCUCCGGCCCCGCCUUGGACAGAGCGAUGAUUGCCUGUGUUUGUGGCCUCUGGAAGUCCUCGUCCUCUCCAGAAUGGUUGUCAGCUUUUUCUCCGACUUCACUCACGUCCGACUGACUCCUAGGAGGAGUCUUCCGUUCAUGAACUAUAAAUUAUCUCAGACAUUCCAGUGUGGGGCUUUCAACCUCAGACUUAGAGUCUGGGAACGUUAGGGCCCUCCGAGAAGUCAUGCUAUGUAGCCUUAUUCUUGAAAACCUGGGUUCCUGGAGUUACCUCAGAAGACUCGAGUUAGAGACAAGACAAUGGCUCUUUGUUGCAAGGUGUGAAGUGUGUGUAUUGAAUCAUGGUAGUCCAUUGUUAGGGCCUGAGGCCUGUCCUUUUUAGAAGAUGGUAGAGUGUAUCUCUUUGAGACUGAAUUCUUUUUUUUCUUUUCUCUCUCUCUCUUUUUUUUUUUUUUUUUUUGUUGUUUUUUAAGACGGGGUUUCUCUGUAGCUUUUGGAGCCUGUCCUGGAGCUAGCUCUUGUAGACCAGGCUGGCCUCGAACUCAGAGAUCUGCCUGCCUCUGCCUCCCGAGUGCUGGGAUUAAAGGUGUGCGCCACCGCCGCCUGGUGAGACUGAAUUCUAUAUGAGAAUCAAUACUUUAAGGUCAUCCUGUACAUACAUUUUAAAUUAUGUUGCAGACUAGGAGGAAAAUGUGCAAUUUUGAGGGACACCUAAUUCACAUUGGGUUAGGGACUGUUCUUCCACCUCUUGUUUUAUGUUCCAAAUAUGUGUCGACGAACUUGUUAUUUAAUCUGCAGACUUCUGGUCACGUUACUGUUGAGUCACUGACGUAAAGGGAAAACACAAAGUAUAGGAAGGGAGGGGAACGGAACAACUUUUGUAAUAAACGCCCAGCCGUUUGGUUAUUUGAUCUCUGCUCAAGCUCUGUGCUCCCUCUCGUUUUUCUUUGC
This is a messenger RNA of Microtus oregoni (creeping vole), 3088 nucleotides long. Its product is annotated as sugar phosphate exchanger 3. NCBI's taxonomy places the organism in Eukaryota, Metazoa, Chordata, Mammalia, Rodentia, Cricetidae. The transcript is spliced from 16 exons. The record is from RefSeq and is a predicted model, not a curated record. Gene Ontology annotation, molecular function: transmembrane transporter activity. Gene Ontology annotation, cellular component: endoplasmic reticulum membrane. Bases 202 to 1686 code for a protein of 494 amino acids. Gene Ontology annotation, biological process: transmembrane transport.